This is a messenger RNA of Racocetra persica, 741 nucleotides long. The record is from the annotation of a GenBank genome assembly. NCBI's taxonomy places the organism in Eukaryota, Fungi, Glomeromycota, Glomeromycetes, Diversisporales, Gigasporaceae.
GAACAAGGCUCUACCGGAGUAAGAUCUCGCCCUACUAAAUCUAGCAAUAGCACUCCAAAAGACGUGCCAGAGGCACGAACUAGUUCUAAUUCUUCGAAAUCUACAAAGGUCAAAGCCAGCUUGACUCGUUCAGGGACACCUUAUUAUUGUCCACCUGGUCGAAUAGCUUUUAUUGCCUUCUUGAUUGUACGCUUAACUGCCGUUUUUUUCUCCAAUAUAGCUGAUUGCGAUGAAGUAUUUAAUUAUUGGGAACCAACGCACUAUCUACAGUAUGGAUACGGAAUGCAAACAUGGGAGUAUUCUCCUGAAUAUGCUAUAAGAAGUUGGGCCUAUAUUAAAUUACACGCGAUUAUUGUGUGCGCAUUAUCCGAAUCGAUGUUUUAUAUCGCUGCGUUAACUCAUUUGGGGCCACGAGUUGGACGUUAUUUGAUAAUCACAAUGCUUCUUAGCGCAGGAAUGUGGAAUGCAUCCACUGCAUAUCUUCCGUCCACAUUCGCAAUGUACACAACUAUGGUAGCUUUCUUUUAUGCACUUAUGCCAGUUUCAACGACUUCUGGGCGCCGAGCUCAUGGAACUAUCUUUUGGGUUGGUCUUGGAUCACUUUUAGGAUGGCCUUUUAGUGCUGCCGUGGGGAUUCCUGCUGCAUUCGAAGAGUUAGUGCUUCGAAACGCACUAAAGAAACCAUUUGAGAGAAUUCGACGCUUGAUUUCCGGAGUUAUUACUUCCUUAUGUAUAAUACUG